Molecule: messenger RNA, 330 nt
Organism: Lottia gigantea (owl limpet)
Lineage: Eukaryota; Metazoa; Mollusca; Gastropoda; Lottiidae
Exons: 2
Source: RefSeq, a predicted model, not a curated record
ACUACUGUUAAAAUAGUACCCAAUACAUCAAUUGUAGAGCUAUAUAGAAAUACUACUGUUAAGAUAGUGCUCAAUACAUCAAUUGUAGAGCUAUAUAGAAAUACUACUGUUAAAAUAGUACCCAAUACAUCAAUUGUAGAGCUAUAUAGAAAUACUACUGUUAAAAUAGUACCCAAUACAUCAAUUGUAGAGCGAUAUAGAAAUACCACUGUUAAAAUACGAUAUAGAAAUACUACUGUUAAAAUAGUGCUCAAUACAUCAAUUGUAGAGCGAUAUAGAAAUACUACUGUUAAAAUAGUACUCAAUACAUCAAUUAUAAAUACUGAAACA